AUGCAGCAGCCUGCUGUUCAUGUACAAGGUCAGGAGCCUUUGACUGCUUCCAUCUUGGCAUCUGCCCUUCCUCAAGAGCAAAAGCAAAUGUUAGGUGAACGGCUGUUUCCUCUCAUUCAAGCCAUGCACCCUACUCUUGCUGGUAAAAUCACUGACAUGCUGUUGGAGGUCGAUAAUUCAGAACUUCUUCAUAUGCUUGAGUCUCCAGAAUCUCUUCAUUCUAAAGUUGAAGUUGUAGCUGUACUGCAAGCCAACCAAGCUAAAGAGGCUGCCCAGAAAGCAGUUAACAGUGCCACCGGAGUUCCAACUGUUUAA
Pipistrellus nathusii (Nathusius's pipistrelle) is the source of this 315-nucleotide messenger RNA. NCBI's taxonomy places the organism in Eukaryota, Metazoa, Chordata, Mammalia, Chiroptera, Vespertilionidae. The record is from the annotation of a GenBank genome assembly.